AUGACCAAUGAUGAGUAUAACAAUACUCAGGACCUCUUAAUGGAUGUCGAUGGUCUAGACUUUCUAGACCAAGAGGGAGACAGCACUGACUCAGUGGAUUUAACGAUUUCCAUGGAUCCAGUUAGCAAUGCUCCUAUGGUGAGCUUUCCUAAUGAACAACCAACUGGUAAAGCUUUGAAGUUCAAGUUUAGCAAUGUUUCCUCUCGCAGUCUUGCGUUUGACGAUGUACAAAGCAACAAUAAACUUUUUCCAGUGAAGCUAUUAAACUUGGAUGAAUCAAAAGAGUUUGCUCAAUAUGUUUCUAAAUUGUUUGAACUAUAUCAAGGUUUAGGCGAACACCGCAAAAAUGAUGUACCGACCAUUGGGUUGAUUAAACAGACUUCCAGACAAGAACAUCUUUCCAUUAUCAACCUAGCAUUCCAAGCUUUAGUAACAGAAUUGGAAUUCUAUAUUGAGUCCAUAAAAUACACUAACAAACUUCAAAGGAUUGGAGAUUUAGAAGAGUGUCUUAGUAUACUGAACUGUCUCAAGACCCUCUAUUUCAUAACAGAUUCUCCUGGUUGGAAACAAGAAGAUUUCUUGGAGUCAUUAAUUAACUGGAUAAACAGAUCAGAUGGUGAACCAAAUGAAGCAAUUAUUGCCGAGGUAUUUGAUACUAGUCUUUUGACCAGAAGAAAAGUGUACGAAACAACAGGCUUUUGGGACUUGAUUGCACAACUCUUGUUAAGAGGUUUAUGGUCUCAAGCAAUCCAAUGUAUUUCCAAAUCACAACUAUUAGAGCAUGAUGAAGAACCUGUGAGGAUAUUCGCCACUGAUUUGAUAACAAUAAUCGAAACCUACCCAUUGCAAUCUGAUUCUUUAUUCCGUGAAUGGAAAAACAGUGUUUUACAACUAAUAAACAACUGGGACGAGCAGGAUGUUGAGCCUGAGAUUAAGAAAAGUAUGAUGAACAUAUUCAUGAUUUUGAGCGGCUCAAAGAAUAAAAUCUGUGAAUUUUCUCAAUACUGGUACGAGUCAUACUGUGGAUUAAUGUUAUACUACAUUCCAACGUUAGAACUAAGUAAUGAAUAUGGACAACUAGCAACCAAUAAUAAUGCCAUUGACGUUUGUAAUAACUGGGAAACGGCUUGUUAUGACAUAAUAUGCGAUAGGGUAGCGGACAUACUCCCUGUAUUGGAAUCAUUAGAUCUUGCAACAGCGGCUUUUGUAGCCGUGCUUUGUGAAUCAAAGGGAGUUAUAAGAACAGACUUCCACGAGAUUUUCAGUCAUAAAGACGAAAAUAUGGAUAGUAUUAAUGCAUUUGAAACUGAUCCUACUAUAAGUGGCUUUUUGAUGAAUCAACUUGCCUUGAAUUUAUGCACAUACGAUGAUAAAACGCUCUGGCCUAUUUCCGUAGGAUUGAUUUCUCUGUUACCAGAUAUAGGAGAUGCGACAAAACGAACAACGUUGGCAGAAUUACUACCACACUUUCCAUACAGUACAAAUGAUGAUAUCGAAUGGCUAUUAACCGUUUGUGCCAAAUGGAGAUUGCCUGAAGUAGCCAGAAGUAUUUACAAGAUACUAGGUCAGGAUACCCUCUACCAGAAUAACGUUGUUGAAGCAAUGAGCAAUUUCAGUAAAGCCGGAGAAUAUGAGUGGGUCAAGCACUACUCAUGGAUGAUUUUUGAAGCUAGUGUUUUGAAAGGGGCCCCAUUGGAUGAUAUAACAAUAAAUGCCAUUGUAAGUGGGGAUUCAGAAUCCUUCAGCAUACCUAAAGAUUUAAUUGAUAGCAUGGUCACAGAUGUGAUGAGACAAGCGCUCUCUCCAUAUGCAGUAUUAUACGAGUUCCACAAACUUGUUGAAAGUAAUGAAAUUGAAAAGGCGAUCGACAACAUGAUUCAAUUAAUUAGCUUCCCAUACAUGCCUGAUCAAUAUUGUAUCUUGUUGUUAGCUCGAUUCUUCUAUCCAAUGUUUUUGGUGCCUGAGAACAUUCGUUUGCAGGAAUCACAGAUAUUCACCCUUUUGAAGAGGUUGGAAAAGGUACAAAUAAACGAUGCAUGUCACUUGUUAUAUUCUCAACUUAAAAAUGGAGAAAACAAAGUGAAUUCACUACCUGACUCCAUCGAUUCAUUGAUCCGAGAUGUGAGAAAGACUCUGAAUUAUAAAGUAUGUCAAGCAUUUAUGUAG
Messenger RNA from Kluyveromyces marxianus DMKU3-1042, 2166 nucleotides. RefSeq names its product Nup85p (gene NUP85). Lineage: Eukaryota; Fungi; Ascomycota; Saccharomycetes; Saccharomycetales; Saccharomycetaceae. Gene Ontology annotation, molecular function: structural constituent of nuclear pore. Gene Ontology annotation, cellular component: nuclear pore outer ring. Gene Ontology annotation, biological process: protein import into nucleus; positive regulation of DNA-templated transcription; mRNA export from nucleus. The transcript has a single exon. Bases 1 to 2166 code for a protein of 721 amino acids. The record is from RefSeq and is a predicted model, not a curated record.